CAUCAUUCACCAAAUUUUCCACCAAUUUCCCAUUGCCUUCUGAAAAAGAGCUCAUCUCUUUUCCAAGUUCUUCAAACCCUCAGAAUCCCAUUCGAUCAGAAACCUUUUUUUUUCACCAAUCUUUAUCAAUCCGCCAUGGGGGGAGGAAAUGCCCAAAAAUCCAAGAUGGCUCGUGAGAAGAACUUGGAAAAGCAAAAGGCCGCCGCCAAAGGAAGCCAACUUGACUCUAACAAGAAGGCCAUGACCAUCCAGUGCAAGGUUUGCAUGCAAACAUUCAUCUGUACUACAUCAGAAGUGAAGUGCCGGGAGCACGCUGAGGCAAAGCAUCCUAAAGCUGAUCUAUACACAUGUUUUCCUCAUCUUAAAAAAUAGCACAGCGAACUCAAUAACGAACCGGGAAGUUGAGACAGCUUGUAGCAUGCAUCUAUCUUGUACCUUGGUUAUGAUGUAUGAUUUAA
Hibiscus syriacus is the source of this 458-nucleotide messenger RNA. RefSeq lists its product as uncharacterized. The record is from RefSeq and is a predicted model, not a curated record. Bases 136 to 372 code for a protein of 78 amino acids. Lineage: Eukaryota; Viridiplantae; Streptophyta; Magnoliopsida; Malvales; Malvaceae. The transcript is spliced from 3 exons.